AUAAAGUAAAAGCAAUAAUUCAAACAUAUAUCCUUGUUCAUCGAUGCUCUCUUGGUAAUCCGACCAAUUUGUCGAUUGUCUUUUUUAUGAUAAUCUACAUAUCAAAACGUCAAUAUUAUAUCUUCCAACAAGUUUGGCAGUUAGCAGAAAUUUCAUAUUUGACGCAACAUGGCGCCGAUAGACAAUUCGCCAAGAGAAAACAUGGGAGCAUUUGAUUUUACAUAUUCAAUUAAAGCAAACGAUACGAUACCGCUGCACAUUUAUAAAUCUAGAGACACUGGAAUUACGGUUUGCAUAGCAGAUGUCGAAGGACCGGUUGUAAACGGCUUCUUCUGCCUCGCUACUGAAGCACACGACGACGAUGGACUACCUCACACGUUGGAGCAUCUUAUCUUCCUUGGAAGUGAAGACUAUCCAUAUAAGGGUGUUUUAGAUUUGCUGGCUAAUAGAUGUUUAGCAUCUGGCACCAAUGCUGCUACACAAGUCGAUUGCACCUUUUACACUAUGACAACUGCUGGCAGCGAAGGAUUUUUAUCUUUAAUGCCUAUAUAUCUUGAUCACAUUCUUUAUCCAACACUUACGGAUUCAGGCUUUCUGACUGAAGUACAUCACAUCACUGGCGAAGGUGAAGAUGCGGGUGUGGUCUAUUGCGAGAUGCAAGGGAAAGAAAAUGAAGGAGAAUAUUUGGUUUACGUAGAAUUAUCUAGAGCAAUUUUCCCUGGCAAAUGUGGCUACAAAUCUAUCACUGGAGGAGCGUUAAAAAAUCUAAGAGAAAGUACUACUAAUGAGAAAGUAAAAAAAUACCAUCAACAGUUUUAUAGACCAGAGAAUAUGACGAUUAUAAUCACUGGCCAAGUAAAGCAUGCCGACGUGUUCAAAGCAUUGCAGGCUAUAGAACACAAAAUAGUAUCGAAAGGAAGAAGAGGCUUCUUUAAAAGGCCUUGGCAAGAUCCAGUACCGCCUCUAACUGAAAGUAUAGAUUUAGACGUGUAUUAUCCUUGCGAUGAUGAAGACAAUGGAAUUGUUCAAAUUGCUUGGCGGGGACCAUCCGCUGUUAAAGAGAUCUACGAUCUUAACGGUUGUACUUUGCUCCUGAAAUACCUCUCAGAUACGUCGGUUAGUCCAUUGCAAAAAGAAUUUGUCGAAAUCGAUGAUGCGUAUGCUAGUGACGUUCAUCAUACGCAUACGGAAUACUCGGUAUCUAUAUUAUAUUUGGCAUUUCAAUGCGUGCCAAAAUCGAAAAUUCCACUAAUAAAAGAUCAACUGCUUCAAGUAUUAAAUAAUGUACACAAAAACGGCAUUAACAUGAAACGAAUGAAGACGGUUGUUCAUAGACGUAUCCUGGAAACGUUAAGUAGUUUAGAAAACGAACCUCAUGAUACAAUCGCCAACAUGCUUUUCGGCUACGCGCUUUACGGCCACACUAAAGAAGAUUUGGACCAAAGAACUAAUCAAGUGGAAGAUCUGAAGAAAUUGAAGACCGAGCCCGAGUCCUACUGGUUAAAUUUAUUAAAAAUGUAUUUCCUCGAUUCUCCGUUCGUAAUGGUCAAAGGCAUUCCCAGUUUGGAGAAAAGACAGGAGUUAAGUGAGAAAGAGAAAAAUCGUAUUGUCAAGCAAAUUGAAGAUUUAGGUAAAGAUGGUCUUCAGCAAAAAGAGAAAGAUUUGCAAGAAGCGAUCGCUAAGAAUGAUGUACCAGUACCCGAUGAAGUUUUAAGUUCGGUUCCCAUACCUUCGACGCAUCUUCUUAAUUUCCACUACAUUAAAAGUUAUACAACUGAAACCAGUAAACAGCAUUCCAGAUUUGAUGUUUCAAAACUGCCAUUUUAUACGUACUUGGAUCAUGUUAAUACAAAUUUCGUUUAUAUGUCGGUUAUUAUGAAUACGUCAAACGUUAAAAGAGAGUAUAAACCUUACAUUCGUUUGCUGUUGGAAACAAUCGGGCAAUCCCCGGUAUUCCGAAAUGGCGAACUCAUUUCAUACGAGGAUGUUGUAGCUGAAUUAGAAGCAGAUACCAUACAGAAUGAUACUAGCAUAGGAAUCGAAGCUUAUUCCUCAAAAUUCACAUGUGGAUCAUACAAUUACUGUGCCAUUCUAUCGCUCCGACUUGAGAUAGAAAAAUAUGAUAACGGCGUGCAGUGGAUUAAAGAACUUUUAUAUGAAUCUAAACUAACUCCAGACAGAUUAAAAAUAAUAGCUGCAAAGAUGGUGAACGAUGUCGCUCAAGCUAAAAGGAGAGGAAAUGGUGUCGUGAUCGAGUUGAUGAAAGGACUACUUUAUAAUAAAGAUAGCAACGUUUUCACAUCGAGUAUGUUGCGGCAACAGAAGUUUCUUAAUAAUCUUUUGGAACGUUUGAACGAUGAAACUGGACAAAAGGAAGUUUUGUCUGAAAUCGAAUCUGUUCGAGAGCUAAUAACGUCGCCUAAGAAUGUAGUGUUGUACGUGGCUGCUAACGUGGAUAAAUUAACUGCUCAAGUACCAAAUAUUUAUAGCGCGUGGAACACUCAUUUCUCUACAUUCGAUACGGCUAGUAAAACUAAACUUGAAGCCAUUCCUGACGCAGCGUUAUUAAAUGCUAUGGAUGAAAUUCCAUCCAAAGGUUGUGUUACGGGCUUAGGUAGCAUAGAAUCUUCGUACUUACGACAGACCUGUCCUUGUGUAAACGAUUAUCAAAGUCCAGAUUUAGCUCCCUUGCUAGUUUGUCUAAAAUAUUUAACUCAAUUAGAGGGUCCUAUGUGGAGACUUAUCCGAGGACAAGGUCUGUCUUAUGGAUAUGAUAUUUAUCCCAAACUCAGUGAAGGAUUGCUGUAUUUAACAUUCUAUAAAUCUACGAAUAUUAUAGCAGCAUAUAAGGAAGCAAAAUCGAUCGUAGAAGCUCAUAUUUUUGAAAAUAAAUGGGAAAAAUUACUCUUUGAUUCGGCGAAGUCAUGUUUAAUAUUUGAGAUCAUUGAAAAGGAGCAAAGUGUGGGUGACUUGGUUUUACAAUCACUGUUGUCCUACUUCAAGAAUGUACCUCAUGAUUAUACUCAGCAAAUGGUGCAACGCAUAUCCGAAGUAACAAUCGAGGAUAUGGGUCGUAUAGCAUCUCAGUAUCUAAAACCAUUGUUUGAUCCAAAAGAAUGUAAAACAACUAUCGUUUGCCAUCCAUCUAAAGUACAAGAUAUAGUCGACGCAUUUAAAACACUCAAUCACGAUCUUAUGUCAUACAAUACCCUUGAGGAAAGUUAUUUAAACGAUUGGUAGGUUCAGAAUUUGGAAGAGUUCUUGGAACUCC
This is a messenger RNA of Ceratina calcarata, 3271 nucleotides long. RefSeq lists its product as uncharacterized. Bases 169 to 3240 code for a protein of 1023 amino acids. The record is from RefSeq and is a predicted model, not a curated record. Lineage: Eukaryota; Metazoa; Arthropoda; Insecta; Hymenoptera; Apidae. Gene Ontology annotation, molecular function: metal ion binding. The transcript is spliced from 14 exons.